CCAUCCAUCCAGCGUUUGUUGUCAUUCGUCUUGCAGGUCUUGUGCACAAGGCUGGAUAGGGGCCCUAAACGAAUUUUUAGUUGAAAAAUUGAAACAAAAACUUGUUUACUUGUAGUAAGUUAUCUUGCGCGUUUUACAUGUUUCCACUUGAAGUGUAAGUGUACGGCUUGUGGCUGCUUCGUCUUUUUGCGUCGUCCAUUUAUGGCGUGAGUGUCAUUUGUGUGAAGACGUCGAAGCGUGAAUUGCGAAAGUGUAUUUCAGCCUAGAAUUAUUUCUGCUUCUCUAUGGGCCGAAGCCGUUCUCGUUCGCCGCAGAGAAGGGAGCGAGAUAGGGCUAGAUCUCGAUCCCGUGAGAGGGAUGGCCUUCGGGACCCACUGCGCGAGCGAGAUCUUGAUCGAGAACGCAGGCUACCAAGAGAACGACAUAGAAGCCGGUCCCGCUCUUUGUCUCCUAGACUCCGCAAUCGUUCACCGAGGCGCCGACGAAGCCGAUCUCCCAGAAGGCGCUCUCGCUCCCCAAGGCGGAGGUCUAGGAGCAGGGAGCGCAAAGAAAAGGAAACUCCUGGAGCACUCCCCAAAUUCCUGUUGGAGCGGCCACCCAUCACGGCUAAAGACCUGGAAGGAAAAACGGAAGAGGAGAAAGAGAUGAUUAAAUUGAUGGGAUUUGCAAACUUUGACUCAUCCAAGGGAAAGCAUAUACCUGGUAACAAUGUCGGCGCCGUGCAUGUCAUUCACAAGCGAAAGUACCGCCAGUACAUGAAUCGGAAGGGAGGAUUCAAUCGCCCACUUGACUUUGUUGUAUAACAUCAUCAUCAGAUGUGCUUGUCCAGUCUAUCCCAGCAUGUUCUGUAUAGGAGCUUCAAUAAACUUGGUCGUCUGUGUCUUCA
Dermacentor albipictus is the source of this 886-nucleotide messenger RNA. RefSeq names its product U4/U6.U5 small nuclear ribonucleoprotein 27 kDa protein-like. Gene Ontology annotation, cellular component: precatalytic spliceosome. NCBI's taxonomy places the organism in Eukaryota, Metazoa, Arthropoda, Arachnida, Ixodida, Ixodidae. The record is from RefSeq and is a predicted model, not a curated record. Gene Ontology annotation, biological process: RNA splicing.